Durusdinium trenchii is the source of this 1296-nucleotide messenger RNA. NCBI's taxonomy places the organism in Eukaryota, Dinophyceae, Suessiales, Symbiodiniaceae. The record is from the annotation of a GenBank genome assembly.
AUGUUUGACUGCGGGGUUCACCCUGCGCACAGCGGCAUGAGCUGCUUGCCCUACUUUGAUCACAUCAACCCGCAGGAGGUGGACCUCUUGCUGGUGACGCAUUUCCACUUGGACCAUAGCGGAGCAGUGCCGUUGGGGUACUUCGUGAGUCGGACGGAAUUCAAGGGAAAGGUCUUCAUGACCCAUCCCACCCGGCCGAUUUGCAAGAUGCUUUGGCAAGACUAUGCACGGGUCAGCAAGAUUGCUGCAGAGGACCAGAUCUUCAGCAGUGAAGACAUUGGCAAGACCGUGGAGCAGAUCGAAUUGCUGGAUUAUCACGAGGAGCGGCAGUUCCGUGGCAUCAAGUUCUCCUGCUUCCGCGCCGGCCAUGUCCUUGGCGCUGCCAUGUUCAUGAUCAACAUUGGAGGCAUCCGUGUUUUGUACACCGGGGACUAUAGCAGAGAAGAGGAUCGACAUUUGCCGCAGGCAGAGAUCCCCAAUGUCCGCAUCCACGUGCUCAUUGUCGAGUCCACCUAUGGCGUGAUGAACCAUGAGCCCAGGGAGCAGCGCGAGCAGCGCUUUACGAACUCGGUGCACCAGAUCGUGCGGCAAGGGGGGAAGUGCUUGCUGCCGGUCUUUGCACUGGGACGGGCACAGGAGAUCCUCCUCAUCUUGGAGGAUUAUUGGGAACGGAACUCCGACUUGCAUGAGAUCCCCAUUUUUUACAACUCUCCCAUGGCCACCAAAUGUUUGCGCAUUUUCGAGACGUACACCAACAUGUGCAGCCUCUCAGUUCAAGAGCAGGCGAAUCGAUGUAACAACCCCUGGAUCCUGAAGUACAUCCAGAACAUGCCAGACAGGAGUUCCUAGUAGCGUCCUUGCUCCGUUCGUAGCGAGCUGAUCCACAAGAUCCGCAUGAAGAUGCUGCAGCUCGAGGACAAGAAGCUGGUACGAGAGGACUCUCGGAGAAUCUGACGAUGCACUUCUCAUGUCUGUCUACUAUCGGAUUUUUCGACAGCAGACUCGACAGCAGACGGCAGAGUGGUUGCCCAGACCGGUGACUCGACUGGUGCAGAAAGCGGUCGACUCCCGAUAGAUGAGGUUCACUUCAUCCGAUGUCAGUCGCCUUUUGCUUUCGGUAUCCGAUCAAGCCCGGUUCGACACUCGGGGUAAGCCAGAUCUGAUACCUUGAAGUGUCUAAAGUCAGUUGAAUGGCAAGAGAACACGUCUGACGAAGCCGUGGGCGUCGGUGGACGUUUGGGGGCGAUGUUUGAAGAUCGUUUCGAUUGGAAAAGGACAUGUAGCAGAUUGAAGACG